CCGCCGCGAGACAAACCGCGUGAGGACCGGUACCACCAGUCGUCCGGCGCCGAGAACUACCAUUCGGACGACCACUCGAAGGGUGGGCCUGGCGGUGGUGGUGGAGAGCGUGAGCGCACCGGUAGUCAUCGAAAUCACGACAACUACCACAAGAGCGAUAGGGAAAGAGGGGAUGGCGGUUACGAUAAGCGCCGGCAGUCGGGCAGUGGCGUCAGGUUUCGAGGUGGUGGUGGGGGUCGCAGAGGUGGCCCCCAUAUAAACGGCACUUUCCAGCAGAGGUCGCGCUCGCAGACCGACAAACACGACGACUAUCCGGCGGAAAUCCAGUAUUACGUGGACUUUAAUCCGGUGGACGUGUCCGGACUAGCGGUAGGCGUACCCGUCGUACCGCCCAUUGUGCCCAUCUUUCCCUUCCCGACCGCCUUCAUGGGUAUGGACGCCGACCGACUCAAGGAGUCCGUCAAACAGCAGAUCGAGUACUACUUCUCGGAGGAGAACCUGCAGCGAGACUUCUUCCUGAGACGCAAAAUGGAUGGACAGGGCUUUCUGCCCAUCAGUCUCAUCGCCUCGUUCCAUAGGGUACAGGCGCUCACCCAAGACGUCCAGAUGGUGAUUGACUCGUUGGCUGAGUCGACGCUCGUGGAGGUUGUGGACAGCGUGAAGCUCAGGGCCAAAAAGGAUCCCGAGAAGUGGCCACUCACUGAUAAUCUGAGUGCAGCCGGCGCUGGAUUGCACGCCAACGUUCCCUCGUUCAUACCCGGCCAGCCGUACGGCUACAGCUAUGGUGAG
Molecule: messenger RNA, 789 nt
Organism: Oppiella nova
Lineage: Eukaryota; Metazoa; Arthropoda; Arachnida; Sarcoptiformes; Oppiidae
Source: the annotation of a GenBank genome assembly